Molecule: messenger RNA, 3606 nt
Organism: Prunus avium (sweet cherry)
Lineage: Eukaryota; Viridiplantae; Streptophyta; Magnoliopsida; Rosales; Rosaceae
Gene: SGR2
Product: shoot gravitropism 2 (SGR2)
Cellular component (GO): cytoplasm
Molecular function (GO): glycerophospholipase activity; metal ion binding
Source: RefSeq, a predicted model, not a curated record
UUUUUGUUUUUUCAAAAAAAGAAAAAAGAAAAGGAAAAGCACGCAACCGCCAUUUCUAUGUGAUGCAGUUGUUGCAAUCCACCUGCCAUUCAACCCCGAGAGCGAGCUGUCAUUCUUCUGAAGAGUCUCGUUUUCUUUCUCGGUCAUGAUUUUUCCACAUUCUUACUUAGCAAUUCCCGCAAACAUUGGGGUUUUGCAUUCAACUUUCUCGCACUUUUCUUUCAAUCUCGGUUUCCAGAAAUUCUCAAAUUCCCAAUUCCACUCCAAAAUUCUACCUCCAUUUUACUCUCUUUAAUUUCAUCUAUUGCACCAGGUUAGGGUUUUGAGAUGAAAUGAAAACGUGGAGUUGGCGAAUUUGAAAAAAACAAAACAAAAGGAAAAAGCACAUCUUUCUUCUUUGGUGUGGAGUAUGGGUAUGGCGGAUUCGGAGGCAAACCGUGUGGCUGAAGAAACGUUCCCUGAUAUGCUGAAGAACACGCCGUCGAACAUCCGGAGAUUGGAAGAUGAGAUUGAGCAGUGUAAGGGCCACCAGAAGUAUCUAGCGCAGACUAGAAGCCCGUCCGAUGGUAGCGAUGUUCGAUGGUACUUUUGCAAAGUCCCUUUGGCAGUGAAUGAGAUGGCUGCUUCAGUCCCUCGCACUGAGAUAGUGGGAAAAGGCGACUAUUUUCGUUUUGGUAAGAGAGACUCUCUGGCAAUUGAGGCAUCUUUUUUGCAGAGGGAGGAAGAGUUGCUUACUUGUUGGUGGAGAGAGUAUGCGGAAUGUAGCGAAGGUCCAAAAGAGCGACCUAGUUCCAGUAAGAAGGUGGCUGAGCGGGAAAUUUUAUCUUCUCUAGAGAGGGGUCGGUCAGCUGAAUUAUAUAAAGUGGAAGAAGAAAGAGUUGGUGUUCCUGUUAAGGGAGGGCUUUAUGAGGUAGAUUUAGUGAAGCGGCAUUCUUUCCCUGUCUAUUGGGAUGGAGAAAACCGGCGCGUCUUAAGAGGUCACUGGUUUGCUCGUAAAGGGGCUGAUUGGUUGCCACUUCGUGAAGAUGUUUCUGAACAAUUGGAGAUUGCUUAUCGUAGGCAGGUUUGGCACCGGCGAACGUUUCAGCCGUCUGGACUUUUUGCAGCUCGGGUUGAAUUGCAAGGCUCUACCCCUGGACUGCAUGCGCUUUUCACAGGAGAAGAUAAUACUUGGGAGGCUUGGCUCAAUAUAGAUGCUUCUGGUUUUUCUAGUAUCAUUACUUUAGGUGGAAAUGGAAUGAAGUUAAGGCGUGGAUAUUCUGCAUCUUACUCUUCAAAACCCACCCAGAAUGAAUUACGACAGCAGAAGGAGGAGGAAAUGGAUGAUUAUUGCUCAGCGGUUCCUGUUCGACACCUUGUGUUCAUGGUUCAUGGAAUUGGUCAAAGAUUGGAGAAAUCCAAUUUAGUUGAUGAUGUUGGUGAAUUUCACCAUAUAACUGCAAGUCUUGCUGAAACACACCUUACUUCACGCCAACGUGACACUCAAAGGGUUCUUUUUAUCCCAUGCCAGUGGAGAAAGGGCUUGAAGCUUAGUGGUGAAACUGCAGUCGAAAAAUGUACUUUAGAUGGUGUGAAGGGUUUGCGUGUCAUGCUGAGUGCAACUGUUCAUGAUGUGUUAUACUACAUGAGUCCCAUAUACUGUCAGGACAUUAUCAACGCGGUAUCCAACCAAUUAAAUCGGUUAUAUUUGAAAUUUCUUAGGAGGAAUCCAGGUUAUGAUGGAAAGGUUUCCAUAUAUGGUCAUUCUCUGGGAAGUGUCCUCUCUUAUGAUAUCCUUUGUCAUCAGGAGAAUUUGUCAUCCCCAUUUCCAAUGGACUGGAUGUUCAAAGAACAUGAUAGAGAUGGAGAAUCUUCACCUGGUGUGGACAAUCAAUCUACAUAUGACACUCCGACUAAUUUGGGAGAUACAUUCGCUUUUGUAAAUGAUCAAACUGAUGACAUGAUGGGUUUUAAUGAUGAAAAUAUGAGUGCACAACCAACUCUUCUGAUACAUGAGGAUGGAAAUGCUAAAGAUGCCUCGACUGUUGUGGGUCACGAAACAUCAGAUUCUAACGAUUUUGUUGCAAAGUCUGUGGACUUGAAACAACCACAUGGUAAUAAAGAUGUGCAUGAAUCAGUUUGCGAAUCGAGCAACAUGCUUAAAUGGGAUGGCUCGGGUGAAACUACAAGCAUAAACUGUGGAGUACCAGUUGGUGGUGUAGAGAAAGUGGUUGAAGAAGUAUGCGAAGAAACGAGCAAUAAAGACAAAGUAGUCGAAUUGCUGAGGGAAGAGAUUGAUACCCUAAAGUCCAAAAUAGCAGAAUUGGAAGCCAAAUGUGGUGGUAGAGAUACUAGUCCAGGGUCGUAUCGAGAAAAUGAUGAAGUUCUUGCAACUAUUCCAAAGCAGCCCUUAUCUGAGAAAUUGCCCCCUGAGGGAGAUGGGUCACCAAAGAGUUAUACCCCUUAUAUCAACUACACAAAACUUGAAUUCAAGGUUGAUACAUUCUUUGCAGUUGGAUCACCCCUUGGGGUCUUCCUUGCCCUUCGUAACAUUCGUAUUGGGAUUGGAAAGGGGAAAGAAUAUUGGGGAGAGGAAAACACAAGUGAGGAGAUGCCAGCUUGUCGGCAAUUGUUCAACAUAUUUCACCCCUUUGAUCCUGUUGCAUAUAGAAUUGAACCGCUUGUGUGUAAAGAAUACAUCAGCAAGCGACCUGUUAUCAUACCCUACCACAAAGGUGGAAAGAGGUUGCAUAUUGGGUUUCAGGAAUUCACUGAAGAUUUAGCUGCUCGUUCUCAAGCAAUAAUGGAUCAUAUAAACUCUGUAAAGGUUAAAGUGCUGACAGUUUGCCAGUCAAGAAACGCGGAUAGCCUUGAAGAUACAGCAGAAACAGCCGAAGAAAAGGAAGAGAGAUCGUACGGUACUCUUAUGAUGGCAAGAGUAACCGGAAGUGAAGAAGGAAGGAUUGAUCAUGUUCUUCAAGACAAGACAUUUGAGCAUCCAUAUAUUUCUGCAAUCGGAGCACAUACAAACUAUUGGAGGGAUUAUGAUACUGCCCUUUUCAUAUUGAAACACUUGUACCGAGGUAUACAUAAAGAUAACUUACCUGAGAAGUCAGGUAUGGUAAACUCAAAAAAGGAGAGUAGUUACGCAAGGUGGUCUGGUCAUGGGCAGACGGUAGAUGAGGAGCUUCCUUUGACAUUCUCUGAAAGAAGAUGAAGAUGCUACAGGAGGUGGUUGCAGCAGGUAUUAAGCCAGUUAGAGUUAUCGUUAGGCCAUUUUUUCCAUGACCAAUUGGGUCACUGAAAGUGAUGCACCAUUACACCUGGAACUCCUUCAAGAACCCAAGUUACAAUGCGAACAAAGUGUGUACUCGUAGCUUCCCUCCCUAAUGAGAAGUGUGGGAUAGGUUGGUCAGGGUGGAGGGUUCGUGCUCGUAUUAAAUUAUAGGUGCACAUUCCACAUCUCUUUUUUUCUGUUUAUCCGUGUACAUAUAAAGAAACAUCAUCUUACAUGCUGAACAAAUCAGUUUUAAAAUCAGUUUUAGAGGAAUAUGUAUGGUUUGUAGUGGAAUUGUGCAAACUCCGGUGACGAGAUGUCUAUAGAUUAUUAAGUUAAGAAUGUAUGUA